AUGAGAUCUGCCAGAGUUUCCAAGCAGACUUUGGUCGCUGCAGCCAAGAUUAAACACAGACUAAACAACUCUUCCUUUUUCAAGAGCACCCUGAAGACCAACAACAAGGCCCUGGCUCUCUCUUUGCAGGCCGAAAAGAAGAAGUGCACACUACUUGAGAAGGAGCUUGUUGACCUGAGAAAGAGGGAAGUGGCCUGUUCCUUUGAUUUUGCCGCCAAGAAUUACAAGUACAGGAAACUGGUUGUCCCUGAAACACCUGAGGACCAUAACGUUCAUCCUAUUGAAGGCGAUGACCUUCCAGAUGAAAUCCCUGCAAAUGUGGCACCAGCUCUUACAGAGGUCGUCAAGGAUUCCACCGAACUCUGUCCGGAAUUCCAAAAAGCAAUCAGACUGACAGAGAAGGAGACGUAUAAUGAGAAAAGGCAUUCAAAUCAGCAGGCACUCCAGAUGGAGUCAGCCCACCAGUCCAACAUCUUAAGGGAGGACUUGAGGAGGUUUUCUCAAUUCUGCUAUGACAGCAACUCUAUGGCAUCCCCUCAACAGAGCUUGCAAACAUCCUCAGCUCUUGGUAUUGCUUCCUUAACAGAAGUCAACGCGCCGUGUAAUUCUGCUGCAGUUGUUCCAGAGAACACUGUGGUCUUCAAUACAACAAUGGAGAUGACUCAGAGUAAUGACACUGAAAUUGUUACCCAUCUUCCCACAGGGGGAAAAACACAACAGAAACAGAAACGCAACAAGAAAAAGGAAUGUAACAAGGUUGAGUCAAGCCUAGCAGAUUCUUCACAAGGGAUGGCCAGAGCAGAUUCUAGUGUUGGGGAGAUAAAGCUUGGUUCUUGUGAGACCAUGUCCCAUACAGAAGACCAGGAACAAGAACAUACUAACAGCAAUUUCAAAGCCAAGUCUCAGCCUAAAAUCAGAUCACGUAUUCCCAAAAUGGUUAAAUCCAGAGUUGGCAGCCAUCAAACGUGGUUGAACCGCUCGCUUGCUGACACAGAGCCAGGCUCUUUGACCUGUACUCCCAAGCAACGCACUUGGAGCGGCUUACAAGAGAAGACUGCUUUGGUCACCCCUGAAUCCUCUCCAGAAAGAGUCUUAACAUCGCUAGACAACACCAUUGCCACAAUCGAUCAAGAGAACCAAGGGAGGAGCAGGAGGCAGAGAGGUGUGGUCAGUUACAAGGAGCCAUCCCUGGUAAGCAAAAUACGGCGUGGUGACAAAUUCACAGACACAAAGUUCCUGAAUUCGCCAGUCUUUAAAGACAAGAGGAAGAGGAAGAAGUAG
Molecule: messenger RNA, 1281 nt
Organism: Nerophis lumbriciformis (worm pipefish)
Lineage: Eukaryota; Metazoa; Chordata; Actinopteri; Syngnathiformes; Syngnathidae
Source: RefSeq, a predicted model, not a curated record